This is a messenger RNA of Paramecium sonneborni, 1845 nucleotides long. Lineage: Eukaryota; Ciliophora; Oligohymenophorea; Peniculida; Parameciidae. The record is from the annotation of a GenBank genome assembly.
AUGGGAAGUGCAGCAAGUAAAUCUCUAACAAUUCCUGUUAUUUAUACAGAUUCUCAGACUAAUAAUAAUCUUGCAAAUUUCAAGACAAUAAAUAAAUAGAAAUUAACAAUAACUGAUCCUUAUACUAAACUUUAAUAAGGUUAUCUUACAAUUCCAUUAACUGUAAGAAAGGAUGAUAAUACAGAUCCGAUAAAGGUUGUUCAUGGAGUAGUGGGAUUAAAAAAUUUGGGUAACACAUGUUAUUUCAACAGUGCAAUACAUUGUUUAAGUCACACUUAACCUUUACUUGAUUAUAUGUUAUCAAGAGUAUUUGAGAAGGAAAUUAAUAAGAAUAGUAAACUCGGAUCAAGAGGAUAAGUAACUGAAUACUUUGCCUAAUUAUUAACUGAUAUUUGGAAGGAUGAAAGAAGUAUAGGAAUGAGUAGUAUGACUCAGACGAAUUUAAGUAUUGAGAUGCAAAAGAAAUAAAAAUAAUAUGAGAAUUUAGUAGAUCCUUUGCGUUUAUUGUUAUUAGUGUAAAAAUAUUCAAAGAGAUUUGAAAUUGGAUGUAAAUUAUUAACACAUUUAUUAGAGCAGGAAGAUUGUUAAGAAUUACUGAGCUACUUAUUAGAUAUGAUUCAUGAAGAUUUAAAUCGAUGUAAAAAGAAGGAAUUAAUUAAAGAAAAGGAUUAUAUAGGUUAACCAAAAGAAGAAUGGGCAGCAGAAUCUUGGGGUGAACAUCUUAAAGUUAAUAAGAGUAUCGUGGUUGAUUUGUUUUAAGGAUAAUUGAAAUCUUAAGUACAAUGUAAAACUUGUAAACAUUAAAGUCAUAAAUGGGAACCUUUUUUGUUUCUAAAUUUACCUAUUAAAUAAUCAUAAUAAGAAUAAUCACAAAAAUAGAAUUAAUCUAAAUUUAUGGGAAAUUCAUAAAUAAAAUAAGAUAUCUCAUGUGAAUUGACAGAUUGUUUGGAUCUAUUUUAAUAAGAAGAAACUAUAUAAUGGAAAUGUCCAUAAUGUAAAGUAACUAGAGAUUGUAGUAAAGGUAUGUAAAUAUGGAAAUUACCUAAUAUUUUAAUCAUUCAUCUUAAAAGAUUUGAGUUUGGAGAUAAAGUUUUAGGUAAAAUCACAUAAAAGGUUAACUUUCCUAUCAAUGAUUUAUAAAUGUCUCCAUAUUGUUUUAAAUAGGACAACACUAUUUAUAAUUUAUAUGCAGUUGCAUAACAUCUAGGUUCAUUAUAAUAUGGUCAUUAUUUGUCUAUAUGCAAACAUAGAAUUGAUAAUUAGUGGUAUAUGUACAAUGAUGAUUCAGUUUUUAAGGUACUAUUUAAUUGAUCUUAGAUUUAAGAUCCAGAGAAGACGAUCGUUAAUGACUAAGCUUAUGUUUUAUUUUAUUAAAAAAAAACAGAAACAAUUUUUAGAUAAACUAUCACUAAUCCUAGUUAUUGGCCUCAUAAUCAAAGUGAUAAAAAAUAAACACUAGAUUUUAGGGAUUAUGAGGAAAAUGAACAGAAAUGCCAACCAGGCCAGAGUAGUCCUUAAAACAUUACACGAAAUUCAAUUAAAAUUGAAACUUAAGAUUAGAUUAAACUUGAAUCUACCAAUUCGAAUAAAUUUGAAUUUUAAACUGGAAAAAAAAAAAAUCUCCUUAACCCUACAAUUAGAGAAUAAAAUAAUAAAUCAAAUUCUAUUUAUAAAAAAUCUUGUCCUUCUGAUGAUCAUUAUAGUAACAAUGAUUAAUAAACUUCUAUUACUAAAAUAUAAGAUGAGGUAUUUAAAUAAUUAUUAAUUUUAAAGUGGGGUUUUUUACCAGAUAAUAACAAAUAAAAAGAAAUAGACAAGAAAUUAGAAAAAGGUAAACGAAAAUGA